AAGUCACAAAGAAAACAUAUUUUACAAGGAUGAGAGACGUUUCGUAGUUAUUUCAUAUACCUUUAAGUCAUAUUCACCUUGAUCUUGGGUAUAUUUUACACUUGAAUGAAAAUAUUUUUAAGCAAAUUUAAACCCCACUUCACUACUUUUAUCAAAUACAAUAGGAGUUGCAAAAUGGAUAAUCACCAAAUAGGAAUUGUGAUAAAGGACAUACCGGCCUAGAGAUUUAUAAAUACAAUUGUUGACCCGACAGAAAUAUAAACACCAUUCACAUUGGAUCGAACUCUAACUCUAGUGUAUUGCAGUAUCAAAGGGACACCGGUAGAUCAAUAUUAUGUUGUAUUUGACAAAUGUUUUGAUGGAUUACUGCAUCAAAUCGUCACAAUAGUGAGGAAUUAAGAAGGCAAUGACACUAGAAUGAACAAUACUUGUCAAAAGUGUGGUAAACCAGUAUAUUUCGCUGAAAGAAAAACCUCUUUAGGAAAGAACUGGCAUCCGAACUGUUUACGAUGUGAAGAAUGUGGUAAAAUACUGUCCGCUGGUCAACAUGCUGAGCAUGACAGAAAGCCGUACUGUCACAAGCCGUGCUAUGCAGCAUUAUUUGGACCUCAGAUGAUGGGAUAUGGAUACGCAUCACCGGCAAACUUCAGAAAAAGUGAUCAAUUAGACAAUAUAACUGGGAGUAUUUAUAACGGACACGAUGGAGGUUCACCAGUUAUGGUUUAUGAAUUUGGAAAUAGCAAAAACGAUAUAAGCAUUACUCCAGUUGCUAAAAGAACUCAUGUGAACAAAAUAAACAGGCCAAAAUCUCAGCCUCCAAUGAAAAUUAAAACUAUUUCAUCGAAAGAACAGGAAGUUUUGAACAAGAUAAAAACAUACAAUGAAUACUACCAAGAAAAAGGAAAGAAAAGACAAUCUGUGUCAGCUUCUACUGACAACAAUAACCUAGUCAUAAGAGGUCCCGUGACCAUUCUAUGGGGAGUUAAGAAACCAAUCAGAUUCCAGCAUUGUGAUGAUGUACCCCCAGAGCGCCCAACUGUCAAUCAUAGACACAGCUUCAUGCCAGGAUCUGAAGUUAAAAUUCCCUCCGAUAUGAAGGCAAUCAGAGAGUCUACUAGUUCACCUUUGCGUAAAAUUACAAUUGAUGACAGUAUGGUACAGUCCCCCACAGAAAUAGAGGGAGUUACCUUGCGACGGAGACCAGUCAAAAAGUUCAAUACAGUAGCAUACAGAGGUGAUAAAAGACCAGAAAAAUGGAAACGAGCAUCAAUAAAUGGUCAUAUAUACAGUUAUGAAACUUGUGUGUUUACCCCUAGUCUGGGCAGUAGUACAAGUGUGACUGUUGACAGUACAGCAACUACACCUGAAGUUAUCAAAGCACUGCUGGAUAAAUUUAAGGUUGAAAAUUCACCAAAUGAAUAUGCUUUGUAUAUAGUAGAUGAAGAAAAUAGUGAGAGAAUACUCAGGGAUAAAGACUGUCCAUUGUUAGAAAGAAUUAAAUUAGGGCCGGACGAGGUAUCGGGUGCCAAGUUAUUAUUACGUGAUCGUGUGGAGAGGAAACAGUCAUUACUUGACACACCUAUAUUUGAAGUGUCACCGGCAGAGGAAGAAGUAUCAAAAGGGCAGGAAGAUUUUGUAAAAUUACCAGAUGAGAUAGAAACAUUAAUAGCUUUACCUGAACCAGUGCUAAGAGGCAUUUUAUCAAAGUUUAAACAAGAUGAAGAUGAUGAUGUCCAUCAGUUGAAAUCAAGAUUUGAAUUAGCAAAGAGGAGACUCAAAGAAGAAAUGAAAAAGCUAUCUGAGAAAACGUGAAGUAAAAUAUUUUAAAUAACAGUAAGGCAUAGAACUUAUAUGCAGUAACAAGUUGUGCUACCAGAAAAGAAAAUAGAAUAAGCUUUAGUGCCAUGGUAUUAUUGAAUAGUUGUUCUGAACAUGAUGUUAACUUAAAUCAACAUUUGACAUGCUCAUAAUGAUUUGAAACUGGAUGUAUCCAAUAUUUCACCAGUAUUAGGAAUUCUGUUGAACUGCUGUUACCUUGCAAGUGCACAAUCUUCCUAUAAUCCAGUGCUGGGGUGUCAAAUAAUGGUUACAUCGACAUGUAAAAGCUUAUUAAUAUGUAUAUACAUCAUAAGAUCAACUGUUUAAAUAUACAAUCAAUAUACAAUGUGUAUUUCUUCCAUUAUUUCUAUAUACAAAUAAUUUAACAGAAUAUUUCUUCCAUCACCUAUAUAUA
This is a messenger RNA of Mytilus trossulus (common blue mussel), 2233 nucleotides long. Its product is annotated as ras association domain-containing protein 2-like. Bases 418 to 1812 code for a protein of 464 amino acids. NCBI's taxonomy places the organism in Eukaryota, Metazoa, Mollusca, Bivalvia, Mytilida, Mytilidae. The transcript has 11 exons. The record is from RefSeq and is a predicted model, not a curated record. Gene Ontology annotation, biological process: signal transduction.